Messenger RNA from Aspergillus japonicus CBS 114.51, 1716 nucleotides. Its product is annotated as MFS general substrate transporter. Gene Ontology annotation, molecular function: transmembrane transporter activity. The record is from RefSeq and is a predicted model, not a curated record. NCBI's taxonomy places the organism in Eukaryota, Fungi, Ascomycota, Eurotiomycetes, Eurotiales, Aspergillaceae. The coding region runs from base 142 to 1716 and encodes 524 amino acids. The transcript has 3 exons. Gene Ontology annotation, biological process: transmembrane transport.
UUAACAAUGCUCCGACUAAGUCACUUGGUUCCCAAUAAAAAUGCAUUUGACUCCUUUUCUGUGCAGCUUUAUGUCUUGAUGGAUGUUAAGCAAAGCUCACAAACGUGACACUUCUGAUCUCUCUUUCAUCUCACGGUCACUAUGUCUGAACAAGCUCCCGUUGACCCCUCUGCCAGCUCCGCAUCCACCGAGCAGAGUUCCAGUGAACAGGAAAAGCAAAAAAAGGCCGGUCCAUCGUUUGAAAGGGGAUUCCGCUUCUGGAUGAUUAUCGCGACUCUCUGUGUGAUUGGGAUUCUGAGUGCCCUUGAGAACACGGUGGUGACCACCUCCCUGCCGCACAUCGUCACGGAACUGAACAUGGGUGGGAACUACAUCUGGGUGACGAAUGUGUUCUUUCUGACUAGCGCCGCGGUACAGCCUCUGUUUGGCCAGCUGGCCAAUAUCUUUGGCCGCCGAUGGAUCACCCUCGUGAUUGUCUCGCUGUUCACCCUCGGAAGCGGGAUCUGUGGUGGAGCUCACAAUGGCGCAAUGCUGAUUGCCGGCUGUGCCGUGCAGGGGAUGGGCAGUGGUGGGAUCAAUAUGAUCGUGGACGUGAUUGUAUCGGAUCUGGUGCCCUUGCGCGAGCGAGGAAACUACAUGGCUUUUGUCCUCCUGGUAUACUUCGUCGGGACGGCAUUGGGACUGUGGAUUGGAGGUGCUAUUGUUGACAAUUCGACCUGGCGAUGGAUCCGUCGCAUCAACUAUAUCGGAAACGCCAUUUUGAUCGCAACGACGGUCUCCGUGCUCUUCGCGCUCACCUACGGAGGGACCAAGUAUGACUGGUCAUUGUGGCACAUCCUUGUAUUCCUCAUUCUUGGCCUAGUAGGAUUGCUGAUCUUCGUCGCCUUGGAAAACUCUCCCUGGAUUUGUGAACCGGUGGUCCCACCUCGACUCUUUGGCAAUCGCACCUCAGCCACCGUGUUUGCAGCCACUUUCUUGAACUCUGCGCUGUUGUAUUGGGUGAUGUUCUUCCUGCCAGUCUACUUCCAAGCCGUCUUGGGUGCCUCUGCGGAGCGGUCUGGGGUACAGGUCCUCCCAAUCAUUGUCGUCGCUGUGCCCGCGGCCAUUGUCGCCGUCCUCCUCCUGGCCAAAUUUGGCCGCUAUAAGCCCCUCCACCUGAUUGGUUUUGCAGUCUGCACCAUUGGGCUGGGUCUCUUCACUUUGUUUGAUCGGAACAGCACCACUGCAGAAUGGGUCAUCUUCCAGAUGAUCGCCGGGGGUGGAUCCGGGUUUGUGCUCAACACCCUCCUGCCAGCGUGCCAGGCCGGGCUGGCCGAGUCCGACCAGGCGGCAGCCACCGCAGCCUGGUCGUUUGUUCGCAGCUUUGGGAACAUCUGGGGCGUGGCCAUUCCCGCCGCGAUCUUCAACAACCGGUUCGAGCAGCUGUCCGGUCGGAUCCCCGAUGCGCAGGUUCGCGAGCUGUUGUCACGCGGGAGGGCCUAUGAAUCGGCGUCGGCCAGCUUCAUCCAGUCGUUUUCUCCCGCGCUACGCGACGAUAUCGUCGGGGUGUACGCGGACGCGCUCAAGCGGGUGUGGCAAAUCUCGAUCGUUUUCUCUGGGGUAUCGUUCCUGCUCGUGUUCCUUGAGAAGGAGAUCAAGCUUCGGACAGAGCUCGAGACGGAGUAUGGGUUGGAGGAGAAGAAAGCGGAACAGGUAGAUGUGGAGCAAGCCAAGUAG